This is a messenger RNA of Linum trigynum, 1970 nucleotides long. Lineage: Eukaryota; Viridiplantae; Streptophyta; Magnoliopsida; Malpighiales; Linaceae. The record is from the annotation of a GenBank genome assembly.
AGGCUCUCAGGAAUUUACCUCUUGUUCAUCUUCUAAUGGCAGGUGCAGUACAUGCUCAUUUGACUCUUCCAUUCCCACCGUUUGAUGUGUGAUCCUUGACGUUGUCAUUGUGGUGGUCGAUAGAGACUGCAGCUCGUCGGAGGUCACAACACCCAGCCACAUGUCCGCCUCCUUAGUCUCCUUAGCGGUGAUUGCUAGCGAUGUUGGAAAUCCUCUCGUGGUCGGCGACUCCGCCGCCCGAGGCUUAUCUUCCUUCGUCUUCCUCUCGACUGGUGGAGGAACAGCUAGUGAGAGUGGUGAUGUCGGAGGAAAGGCAGCCGCUGCUGCAGUCGUCUCCUCGGUCGCCAUUGUGUUCUCGAUCUCUGUCUGCGGCGACUCAAUCACCACCUCUUCCUCUGCCGACUCAACCUCGGCCUCGGUCAACGGCGGCGCUUUGAUUGCCGCCACAGGGACCUCAUCAUCCUACCACUCCUCAUCGUCCUCCCAAUUGAAUGACGCCAGCUGUGCCAAUAAUUGGUCCAUCUUGGCCUUCCACCUUCGCGUAGACUCAGCAAAUCCCUAGUUGAGAGUUCCGAUGAACUCAGAUUCGUGACCAUGGCUCUUAUACCAAUUGUAAGAAACACGCUUCUUCGAGCUUCUUACGGUUAACGUAACUGGAUAGAUAGAAGGGAUUUGGGGUUGAGAAUAGAAAUUAGGGAUUUAGGAGAAGAAAUUAGGGAUUGGGAAAGAACAGAAAGAACGGCCUAAGCCUUUUGGAUGAGAGAGAUAGACGAGAUUGAGAGAGAAUGAGAUUAGGGUUGAGGAAGAUAAUUCUUCUAUUAAUAUUUGCUUAGUGUAAAUGAACGGCCGAAUACAUAUUUAUAGGAAAUAGCGGAAUAAACCUGAUAAUAACCCUAAACUUAACCCCCAAGUUACUAAUAUUCUUAAUAAUUAUCCUACCAUAAAUAAUGAAAGAAUCUCACAUAAGGUGGGUUUCUAACACAACGAUGGAUCUACGAAGGAAGGAGAGUUCCAGAAACGAUGAGUUUCUUCUCUUCGUCGCCUCUUUCUCCUCCUAGCUCGCCUCUUUUUUGUCCCUUACUGGCUUUUAUCCUACCGCCGCCACAACUGGUUUAUUCUCCUCUUGAAUCGAAAAAGAGAAGAUGCUACUAAAACUCAAGGAGAAAAACAAAUCGUAACCAUCAUGCAUGCUUGGAUAUGAAUCAAUACUAACCUCUAACCUCCAUUGUCGGAGUCAUCACCAUCACCGACAUCAAUUACCGCUACUACCUGCCCUCGAUUUCCCUUCUUCAUUUAUGAACCCAUAAAGAUCCAUGUGCUUUGAGCGAGCUCUGCUUUUGUUGGUUGGGUACAGUUGUUGUUUUCUAUAGUGAAAAAUUGGAAAGAAUCAUAAAGUGGGCUGCUGGUUUCAUAUUGGGGUGAGAGGAGGAGGGAGGGGCAGGGGGAGGACAGCGGUGAAGGAGUAGAGAGGAUAGAGAUGAAAGGUAGGGGAAAGGAAGUUUUCCUCAGGUACAGAGGGAGUCAGGGAGAGAAAGGGGAAGUAAAAUAAUGAGAUGGAAAGGGACAGACAGAGGAGUAAAAAGAAGGGUUGCAAAUAUCCGGUAUGGUGUUGAAAACAGAAUCAAACCGUGAUAUAAUUUGGUUCGGUCAAACCGAUCCGAAUUAUAUUUAUGUUUGACUUUGGUUUGAGGUUCAACUAGGGGUGGCUAUUUGGUCUGGGUUAUUUGGUAUUACCCAAAAUUGGACCGUAUAACCAGGACUGAGACCAGAUCGGGACCGGAUAGCAAACAAUCAAAUCCCAUAUUCGGGCUGAGAUUUGAUGUUAAAAAUCGUUCAUGACCGAACAGAAAACCUAAUAAAGACUGGAUAAGAGAGUCCAACACCCAAAACUUAACCAACUAUCACCCUUUCAGACAUUAGGCCACUCAAAUCCCCACAAACUCAAUCUAAAAUAAAUAUCGAAUUGGAAC